Carassius gibelio (silver crucian carp) is the source of this 1719-nucleotide messenger RNA. Its product is annotated as AP-3 complex subunit beta-2-like. Bases 101 to 688 code for a protein of 195 amino acids. The record is from RefSeq and is a predicted model, not a curated record. Lineage: Eukaryota; Metazoa; Chordata; Actinopteri; Cypriniformes; Cyprinidae. The transcript is spliced from 5 exons.
GGUUCGAUAAAGAUGUAUGAGCUCCUACAUCGUAUAACAGGUGAGGGUCUUGCGGUUGAGUAUUGCUUCAGCCGGGCUGCCCUUCAGUCCAGACCCUAGCAUGGUGGCCGUCCAGAUCCAGUUUACCAACAACACCAACUCUGAGACCAAAAACCUGCACAUCGAGGAGCCCAGGCUGCAGUUUGGGAUGAGGAUCCGCGAGUUCGCUGAGAUAGACGUGUUAUCAGCAGGUGAAUCGGUUACUGUAGUGAUGGGCAUAGAUUUCUGUGAUUCUACACAAGCAGCAAACUUUCAGCUGUGUACUCACACCCGCAAAUUCUUCGCUUCCAUCCAGCCGCCUGUCGGGGAGCUAAUGACACCAGUGUUUCUGACAGAAAAUGACUUCAAGAAGGAGCAAGGUAAACUGAUGGGAAUGAAUGAAAUCUCAGAGAAGUUGACACUGGGAGACAAAUGCGUGAAUGAACAUGUCAUCGUUGAGAGAGUCACAGCCACCGCCAACUUGAGCAGAGUACAAUGCGGUUCAGAUAAAGAGUGCAGAUUCGCAGGUAAAACAGUGAGCAGCGGUUGUCUCGUGCUGGUCACCGUCUCUACGAAGGAAGGCGGCAGAGCUCAGCUGACGGUGAACUGCGAGAAGAUGCUGAUCGGCACAAUGCUGGUUAAAGAUAUCAUGCAGGCCCUGUCGCAGUGAUGGCGCCCCCUACAGUCAACACCCUCCUACUGCUGCUUACCGCAUUGAGUCGCAUCUCUGUGUAGAUAUUUUCCCAAUGUGGACUGGCUUGUAGCAACAAAAAAAUACUUUGAACUGACAUUAGAACAGCAACAGUAACAUACACAGCCCCUAAUCAGGAUGUUCCUUUUAUUUUCCUCUGUUGAAUGUUGCAUGACAUCAAAGACAGUUGUUAAAGACACCAUAAAUUCUCCCCAAUUAAUGCACAAACCUAUGUCAAUUUCAAUUUAGAAGCUCUGUAGGAUAAACAGUACAUGGCUCAAAGUUUUUGGAUACCAGCUUGUAUCCAUCUGCUCAGUGAAACAAGUUUAAUAAUCAUCUGAGUGAUUCAUCAGUAGAAACCCUGCGUGGUUUAUUUUUAGUGUUUAUCUUUCACAUUUUCUGAAUCUAAUGUCUUACAUCUGAUGCCAGACCUCAUCCCAAAUGACAACAGCAGAAACCACUUCAAAACUGCUUUUGAAAACAUGAACUUUGUUCAGCUCUCUAAAACAUGUGCAUUUUGGUUUCAUAUUGGUUUUAGCUAAAUCAAAAGCUCCGAAACACAUCAGUAUGAAUUUAUCGGAUUUCAACAUCUCUUUCCACUAUAAUGUAUGUCUUAUCUGUAUUUGCGAAUGUGUAACUGCUGAAUUUAGGACUAUAGACUGGUAUAUCACUCAACAUCCAUCAGCUUUUUGUUCUCUUGAAGCUCUCGGAAGAAUACAGUAUCUCACAAUCCGGUUAUUUUAGGUAUUUUAAUGCAGUCUGGAGCCGUUUAUCCUGGUGAAGACACUGUUAGUAGUUAGUUUUAGACCUUUUAUAGUUAUGAUGAUGUGCUUGAUGGCAUAAACCGGAUCUUCCUUUCCCGGAAAUCCAGCUUUACUGACUCAUCUCUGUGUGACUGUGGGAAAUCAUUUGUUGUUUGAAUAUUAUAUCUCUAUUUAUUAUAAAGAGUUUUAGAUGUCAAUAAAAGAGAACACACACUCAAAUUAAGAUGGCUUCUAUUUUUUAUUCAA